CUAAAUUAGCCAAAAUGUGUAGCGCGUAAAUAUUAGCCUAACUCCAAAACAGCCUAAAAAACCGGAAAUGAGGCCCAAAUUAGUCAAAACAGUGAAUGCGUAGUAGCUAAACCUAAAAAUAUCCUAAAAAACAAAACAAAAAAACUUUAAUUAGCCCAAACAGUUAGCAUGUAGCUAAAAUAUUAGCUAAACUCCAAAAUAGUCUAAAAAAAACCUUAGUAAGUGACAAAUUAGUAAUAUGUAAUUUUCCCUUUUUUUAUGGUUUGAUCCAAAAACGAAAAAAUGUUUAAUCCAAAAUGAUCUGAAAUUCAAAGAUCGUCUAUUUCUGAAGUUCUUACAUCAUUUCAGUCUUAAAAGAUGAAGAGAAAUGCAUCCCAAAACUCCCGGGACUCGUAUUUUGAUUUAACGGAGCCAAACUUUCCUCUCAAAGGUCUUUUAUAUAACCUAUUUUUCUCUCUUGUUUAGUCUUUGUCCCUUCUUCUCUUUGACUUUCUUGCCCUUUUAUGCAUGAAUCAUAGGUCAGUGUUAAGUGGCCGAACAAGCAAACAAAAACAAAUCCAUAGGAAAGUGCUCAGGUAAAAGGUGUCAACUGGAAAGUGACUGACAAAAAACGAGGAGAAGGCAUGAUGGGAAGUAACACAAAACCAAAAAUCAGGAUGCAAAGAAAGAGGAACAUACAACCAGAAAGAGGGGCUUUCUACACGUUUGAUGUCCUUAAUCACGGGAACUUCUCCAACGUGCGGGAGGCGGUUUGUAGAGAACAAAUGAUUGACAGCCCCCCAGUGACAUCAUUGAACGACAAAAGGAGUCGCUGGAGAGAAGGCACCAACCAAUUGGACCUUUACGCAGAGGAGAGGAGACGCCGCACGCAGAGGAGCGGCUCCGAGGGCGCAUCUUUCCUCAACAGCAGACUUUUCACUUUUCCGUUCAUCCAUCCGUGCGCGCGUGCCGGUUAUGCCGUCCCCAUAGACCUCACUUAAGACUUUUUUUGUCCCUUUUUUUCCUUUUUGUCCUUCCUUCCCCCUCCGCGCUGACCCGAGAAUAUGAGCGAGAGGCGAUCCGCGCGUCAGGGUAAGGGCUGUCUGUGCGCCCCCGAGGAGAAACGGAGUGGAUUAAACCGGAGUUAAUGUGGAAUUUAUCGGAGCUCGAAGGCGGAACCAAGAGCGGACACAGCGCUUCCUCGUCAGGGACUGACUGAUCAUGGUCGCCGUGGUCCGCUGUCUCAUGGUACUGCUGCUCGCUCAGGUGUUGCUGGAAGGAGCUGCGGGACUCAUCCCCGAGGUCGGUCGGAGGAGGUACGGCGAGUCCGGGAGGCAGUCGGACGGCUUCCUCCACGAGUUUGAGCUCCGGCUUCUCAACAUGUUCGGGCUGGGGCGCAGGCCCACCCCCAGCAAGCAGGCGGUGGUGCCGCAGUACAUGCUGGACCUGUACCGCAUGCACUCCGCCAACGGAGACCACAGCGCCAGGCGGCCCCGGAGCAUGGGGAGGCACGCGGAGAGAGCCGCCAGCAGGGCCAACACGAUUAGAAGCUUUCACCAUGAAGAAGCGAUGGAGGCUCUGGCCAGCCUGAAGGGCAAAACAACCCAGCAGUUCUACUUCAACCUCACCUCCGUCCCCGAGAAGGAGCUCAUCACCUCUGCAGAGCUGCGCAUCUACCGGGACCAGGUGAUGGCGAGCAACGGCAGCGCGGCCGGCCACGCCCCCGCCGGCGGCUUCCAUCGCAUCAACAUCUACGAGGUGUUCGGACUUCCUGCCUCGGGCGGCGCCGACCCCUUGGUGCGGCUGCUGGACACCCGGCUGGUGCAGGACUCGUUGAGCCGCUGGGAGAGCUUCGACGUCAGCCCCGCCGUGUCCAAAUGGACGUCGGGGAAAGGCCGCAACCACGGCUUCAUGGUGGAGGUGCUUCACCCCGGGGAAGGGGACGGCGAGCGCGAGCAGAGACAAAAGCGGCACGUGAGGGUGAGCCGGUCCUUGCACCAGGACCAGGACUCGUGGCCUCAGAUGCGGCCCUUACUGGUGACGUACGGUCACGACGGGCGCGGGGACUCGGUACUCCACACGAGGGAAAAGCGGCAAGCGCCCCUCCGCAAGCAGCGCCGGAAGCACCACCACAAAGCCAGCUGCAAGAGGCACGCUUUGUACGUGGAUUUCAGCGACGUGGGCUGGAACGAGUGGAUAGUGGCGCCCCCUGGCUACGACGCCUUUUACUGCCACGGCGAAUGCCCCUUCCCCUUGCCAGACCACCUCAACGCCACCAAUCACGCCGUGGUGCAGACUCUGGUCAACUCGGUCAACUCAAACAUCCCCAAAGCCUGCUGCGUGCCCACCGAGCUCAGCCCCAUCUCCCUGCUGUACGUGGACGAGUACGAGAAGGUGACUCUGAAAAACUACCAGGACAUGGUGGUGGACGGCUGCGGCUGCCGGUGAAAAAAACUUUUAUUUAUAUGAAAGAACUCAUAUCAGAGAUAGAAAAAACUAUAUAUGAAUAUAUUUAUGUCUACAUCAAGUUGGGAAAAGAAAUAAAUAUUUCAAUCAAAGGAAUUUUCCUUUACUGGUUUUGAAAAUUUCUGAUGUACAUUUUGAAAUGGGUGCAAUACCACAUGAAGUAUAAUAUGUUCAGAUUUCUAUUUUGUAUUUAUUUCUAUUAUAACCACUCCCCCAUUGUAAAUAAAUGAUGUGUAUUUAUCGUGGAAA
This is a messenger RNA of Oryzias melastigma (Indian medaka), 2694 nucleotides long. RefSeq names its product bone morphogenetic protein 2b (gene bmp2b). NCBI's taxonomy places the organism in Eukaryota, Metazoa, Chordata, Actinopteri, Beloniformes, Adrianichthyidae. Gene Ontology annotation, molecular function: growth factor activity; BMP receptor binding; cytokine activity. The record is from RefSeq and is a predicted model, not a curated record. The coding region runs from base 1201 to 2427 and encodes 408 amino acids. The transcript is spliced from 3 exons. Gene Ontology annotation, cellular component: extracellular region. Gene Ontology annotation, biological process: BMP signaling pathway; negative regulation of transcription by RNA polymerase II; SMAD protein signal transduction.